Zasmidium cellare ATCC 36951 is the source of this 738-nucleotide messenger RNA. RefSeq lists its product as uncharacterized. NCBI's taxonomy places the organism in Eukaryota, Fungi, Ascomycota, Dothideomycetes, Mycosphaerellales, Mycosphaerellaceae. The record is from RefSeq and is a predicted model, not a curated record. The transcript is spliced from 2 exons. The coding region runs from base 1 to 738 and encodes 245 amino acids.
AUGGCCAGCAGUGACAGCAACAACCUCCCGACCAAGGUCCUCUGCGGUGUGACCGUCCCCGACACGCCAUUGAUCGAUAAGGCUCUGGAGUUUGCCAAAGGGGUGUCCACCGGCUACACCUAUAACCACAUUGUCCGGUCGUUUCUCUUGGGAUUCAUCAUCGCCGACAAACUCCCUCACACCAAGGACCGCGACCGAGAGGCCCAUGCUAUUGCUGCCAUUCUCCACGACACCGGCUUCCCAAUCGGCCAUCCUCCCCACAACGAUGUACUCAGCGACGAUAAGCGAUUCGAGGUCGACGGUGCGAAUGCGGCGAGAAACUUCUUGAAGAGGGAGGCCAAGGCGGAGGAGUGGGACAAGCAUCGUUUGCAGCUGGUAUGGGACGCCAUUGCGUUGCAUACCAUCGGGUCUGUGGUGUUUGAGAAAGAGCCUGAGGUGCAAUCUUGUUCGUACGGUAUCUGGGCCGAUUUCCAAGGUCCAGACCGCGUUUCCGGAGGUGUUCUUACCUGGGAUGAGUAUAAUGCGAUCGUGAGAGAGUACCCUCGUCUUGGCCUCAUGAAGGGCCUCAAGGACAACAUGCUGCACCUGUGCAAAGUCAAGCCAGGAACGACCUACGAUAAUACGGUCGGCGAGUGGGGUGAUCGAUAUUUGAGUGCCGACGAGUAUAACAGGAAGCCAAACCUGACGCAGAACUUGUUGGAGACGUGUGAUUUGGAUGAGAGAGACCCCAAUGUGUAG